Molecule: messenger RNA, 1953 nt
Organism: Drosophila busckii
Lineage: Eukaryota; Metazoa; Arthropoda; Insecta; Diptera; Drosophilidae
Gene: Prps
Product: ribose-phosphate pyrophosphokinase 2
Exons: 10
Coding region: 114-1310 (398 amino acids)
Biological process (GO): 5-phosphoribose 1-diphosphate biosynthetic process; purine nucleotide biosynthetic process; ribonucleoside monophosphate biosynthetic process
Cellular component (GO): cytoplasm; ribose phosphate diphosphokinase complex
Molecular function (GO): magnesium ion binding; ribose phosphate diphosphokinase activity
Source: RefSeq, a predicted model, not a curated record
AGCCCGGCUGCCAAGAAACAAUACUUAGUCGUGUAUUACCGUUAGCGUCUGACUAGCUGCGUUAGCGCGCACUUCGUUGAGCAUUAUUUCAGAGCUGGAAUCAAUUUAACACUAUGCAAGAUACAAAAUGCGCUGACCCCGAACAAAAUGAUUGUGUGAUGCCAGUUCGUUCUGCUAAUCCGAUACGCGCUAGAAGUUUGAUCCGAGACAAUUUGGAGAAACAGGCUGGUAGUUUAAAUCUAAUACACUCCAGAAUGCCAAACAUUAAAGUGUUUUCGGGCACCUCGCAUCCGGAUUUGGCGCAGCGCAUUGUCGAUCGCCUUGGCAUCGACCUGGGCAAGGUGGUCACCAAAAAGUUUAGCAACUUGGAAACAUGCGUCGAAAUUGGCGAAUCAGUGCGUGGCGAAGAUGUUUACAUCGUGCAGUCCGGCUCCGGCGAGAUCAAUGAUAACUUGAUGGAGUUGCUUAUUAUGAUCAAUGCAUGCAAAAUUGCUUCAGCCUCGCGCGUUACAGCUGUGAUUCCUUGCUUUCCAUAUGCCCGCCAAGACAAAAAAGAUAAGUUGGCGGGCAGUGAGGAUAAAAAACAAGACGAAAGCAAGAUACUUGCCAAGAAAAACUACGAUUGGAAAUUUAGGGAGUUUACAGCCAGACAAUAUACUAGCCGUGCGCCCAUAUCGGCGAAAUUGGUCGCCAAUAUGUUAUCGGUGGCCGGUGCGGAUCAUAUCAUAACCAUGGAUCUACAUGCCUCACAGAUCCAGGGUUUCUUUGAUAUACCUGUGGAUAAUCUCUAUGCAGAGCCAGCGGUGCUCAAGUGGAUCAAAGAGAACAUUCCUGAAUGGAAAAAUUCGAUUAUUGUAUCUCCCGAUGCGGGCGGUGCCAAGCGUGUUACUUCAAUUGCGGAUCGUUUGAAUGUGGAGUUUGCGCUGAUACACAAGGAGCGCAAGAAGGCCAAUGAGGUGGCCUCCAUGGUGCUGGUGGGUGAUGUGAAGGAUAAAAUUGCCAUAUUGGUCGAUGAUAUGGCUGAUACUUGCGGCACUAUAGUGCACGCUGCCGAUCGUCUGGUGGAAGCGGGAGCCACCAAGGUCUAUGCCAUACUGACGCACGGAAUUUUCUCGGGUCCGGCGAUUUCGCGCAUUAACAAUGCUUGCUUUGAGGCCGUCGUUGUGACCAAUACUAUACCACAGGAUGGACAUAUGCGUGACUGUCCCAAGAUACAGUGCAUCGAUGUCUCGAUGAUGUUUGCCGAGGCCGUCAGACGGACACACAAUGGCGAGAGUGUCUCAUAUCUCUUCUCAAAUGUUCCAUACUAAAAAUGAACUGCAACAAAAACUAACAACAAGUGCAGCAGCAGCAACAAAAACAACAACAACAAUUACACCACCACCAAUAACAGCAACAUAACUAUUCUUCAAAAUACAACAAAGUGCAAGUUUUAAGAAAUUUGAAGCAUAUUUUUGCCAUGAUCAUCGUUAUAUAUUUUUUAUUACUUAUUAACUAUGUAAAUUUAAAUAAAUACAAAGCAACAAUCGUCAUUAUGUAAUUGUAUAAAUAUAAAGUAACGUAAUCAAAAACCACAUGAACAUAUUUAACAAAAGUUACUGCACAUACAUUAAUAAUUCUUAAUUGUUGAUUUUUUUAUUUUGAAUAUCGCAUUUUUGUAAACGAUUGAUAACUCUUAGAGAGAACCGUUAGUUGUAUAGAUUAUGUAGUAAAACAAACACACUCAUACACACACACACACACAUAUAUAUAUAUAAAUAAUUGUAAUUUUACACCGUGCAAACAAGUUUUUGAUGACUCUUUAACAUAAGUUUAGAUCAGAAUUGGUUCAAUCGAAAACAAAUUUCUUGCAAGUUCAAAACAAAGCAAACCUAAAAUGUUUAGUAAAAUUAAGUAAAAGCAACAUAAUUGAAAAGAAACUUAGUAAAUAGGCGUUUAAACUAAAAAAAAAAA